AUCCAAACGGUUUAUAAUUCUCUCCCUUUGAAAAAUUUGCACCAUUUGUAACGAUUGUUCACCGUUUUUGGGAAAGAAGGGUUUUUUAGUCUCAAAUAUUGGUAAAGAGUAACAAUCAAGUGGUACCAGUAGAAAGCAACAACAACAAAAACACUGUUGAGCAGAGGUACAGAUACAAUAUGUGUGUGUGUGUGAAGAAAUAUGUUGUGAUUUGUAGACGCAUGUGCGAAAACCACUCUUGAAAGAAAACCAGUGCUUUGGACCAUGUGAUCAUUAAUUUCCUUACUGAAUUUUCUUAGUGCAUUGAAACGUCAUCUUUACAAACGAGUGAGUUAAAGUUUUGUUUGUGAAUAUUCUUGUAUUCGAAAAUGCGACCUGAAGAAACACGUGGCUGAAUAUCCAGUUAAAAAGAAUUAUUUUAUCAAUCAUUGUAGAAAAUAAGAAACCUCAAAAUACAUCUGUCAAUACAGUGUGUUUUAAAUCAUUUACUUGUAGAUUCAAUCUUCAAGUAUAUAUAACAAUGUCUACUAGUAAGGAAAGUUUCAGAUGUAAAAUAUGUGAUCGGUUUUUUUCAUCUAGUAGUAGUCUUAAACAACAUAUGACAAUACACACUGGUGAGAAGAAUCAUAAAUGUGAAAUAUGUUAUAGUUCAUUUUCUAAGAGCAGUUAUCUUAAACAACAUAUGACAGUACACACUGGUGAGAAGAAUCAUAAAUGUGAAAUAUGUCAUCGUUCAUUUUCUCAGAGAGGUAAUCUUAAAACACAUAUGAUAGUACACACUGGUGAGAAGAAUCAUAAAUGUGAAAUAUGUCAUCGUUCAUUUUCUUAUAGAAGUAAUCUUAACCAACAUAUGACAAUACACACUGGUGAGAAGAAUCAUAAAUGUACAAUCUGUCAUAGUUCAUUUUCUCAGAGCAAUGGUCUUAAAGAACAUAUGACAAAACACACUGGUGAGAAGAAUCAUAAAUGUGAAAUCUGUCAUAGUUCAUUUUCUAACAACAGUAAGCUAAAAAGACACAUGACAAUACACACUGGCGAGAAGAAUCUUAAAUGUGAAAUAUGUCAUCGUUCAUUUUCUCAGAGCAGUAGUCUUAAAACACAUAUGACAAUACACACUGGUGAGAAGGACCAUAAAUGUGAAAUAUGUCAUAGUUCAUUUUCACAUGAUUGUGAUCUCAAAAGACAUAUGACAAAACACACCGGUGAGAAGAAUCAUGAAUGUCAAAUAUGUCAUCAUUCAUUUUCUACAAGCAGUAAUCUUAAGCAACAUAUGACAAUACACACUGGUGAGAAGAAUCAUAAAUGUGAAAUAUGUCAUCAUUCAUUUUUUUACAGCAGUAAUCUUAAACAACAUAUAACAAGACACACUGGUGAGAAGAAUCAUAUAUGUGGAGUAUGUCAAAGGUCAUUUUCUCAGAGCAAAAGUCUUACACAACAUAUGACAAAACACACUGGUGAGAAAAAUCAUAAAUGUGAAAUAUGUCGUCGUUCAUUUUCUCAUAGCAGUAAUCUUAAAAGACAUAUGACAAUACACACUGGUGAGAAGAAUUAUAAAUGUGAAAUAUGUCAUCGUGCAUUUUCUAUUAGCAGUAAUCUUAAACAACACAUGAUAAGACACACUGGUGAGAAGAAUCAUAAAUGUGAAAUAUGUCAUCGUUCAUUUUCUCAUGCCAGUACCGUUAAACAACAUAUGACAAUACACACUGGUGAGAAGAAUCAUAAAUGUGAAAUAUGUCAUAGUUUAUUUUCUCAGAUCAGUAAUCUCAAACAACACAUGAUAAAACACACUGGUGAGAAGAAUCAUAUGUGAACUAUGUCUUUGUUCAGUCAGGAUGUAAAUAGACAGAUGACAAUACACACUGGUAAAAUGAAUUGUAAAUGUGCAAUAUUAAAUCAUUCAUUUACAUUGGAGAGAAGAAUAAUGAAUGAAAUAUGUCAUGUGUCAUUUUCUGAGAGCAGUGCGAAGACUUAAUAGACGCAUGACAAUACACACCUUCAAAGAAUAAUCAAUUUAUCCUUUAAGGAUCGUGGCAGCCGACAUAGGCAUAUUAAGAUCCAUAGACCAUACUAACAAAAUUACAUAAAAAUGCAAAUAUUGCUAAUUCGAGUGAUCAAAUACGUGUGAGAAGCAAACAUGCCAGAGAACGCACACAAGUGGGAAAUUUUAUAAAUUCGAUACAUGUGAUAAAUCAUUUUUUACGAAAAGAGAUCUUAAAUCCCACGUUUAGAUGCACAUUUAAGUGAAUAAUUUUAAGUGCAUUCAAACCAUUAAAGCACUAUAUCUAUCAUGCAUAUCGUAUGCAAUGCUAUUUACUAUGGUAUACUGCUGAGACCGGAAAAUGACACAGCAAAAAGCAGAAAGGCAGAAAGAAAGGAAAGAAAAUAA
Molecule: messenger RNA, 2386 nt
Organism: Ruditapes philippinarum (Manila clam)
Lineage: Eukaryota; Metazoa; Mollusca; Bivalvia; Venerida; Veneridae
Product: zinc finger protein 726-like
Exons: 2
Coding region: 521-1810 (429 amino acids)
Biological process (GO): regulation of transcription by RNA polymerase II
Molecular function (GO): DNA-binding transcription factor activity, RNA polymerase II-specific; RNA polymerase II cis-regulatory region sequence-specific DNA binding
Source: RefSeq, a predicted model, not a curated record